Messenger RNA from Dissoconium aciculare CBS 342.82, 537 nucleotides. RefSeq names its product putative phosphatidylglycerol/phosphatidylinositol transfer protein. Gene Ontology annotation, biological process: intracellular sterol transport. Bases 1 to 537 code for a protein of 178 amino acids. NCBI's taxonomy places the organism in Eukaryota, Fungi, Ascomycota, Dothideomycetes, Mycosphaerellales, Dissoconiaceae. The record is from RefSeq and is a predicted model, not a curated record. Gene Ontology annotation, molecular function: sterol binding. The transcript has 2 exons.
AUGAAGUUCGCUACCGUGGCUGCGACAGCCUUUUUGGCUUCGUCCGUCUCUGCUGGUCUGUUCAGCACCAACUCGGUCUCUAUCUACGACGACAACUUCCCUGUACCCGGCGAGAACCCACUCAAGCACUGCCAGGAUCCUGCAGAGGACGUUCUCGAUGUCAUCAGCGUCGACCUCAACCCCAACCCGCCGAGACCUGGUGCUUCCCUGGACAUCGUCGCAACCGGCUAUCUCAAGAAAGACGUCGAGGACGGUGCAAAGAUUCACCUGCAGGUCAAAUACGGUCUGAUCACUAUUGUCCGCAUGACCCGAGAUCUUUGCGAGGAUGUCAAGAAUCUUGAACUCGAGUGCCCAUUGAAGAAGGGCGAACUCAAGCUGGCCAAGAGCGUCGAUCUGCCCAAGGAGAUCCCGCCUGGGAAAUACACUGUGCAGGCGGACGUUUUGAGCAAGGAUGAGGAGACCAUCACUUGCCUGACUGCACAGGUGGAGUUCAAGCGAGGCGGUGCGGACGCAACCUUGGUGAAGCAGGACGUAUGA